AUGGAAUUUCAAAGUAAUGAGACGAUGAUUUUAGAGGAAAAAGAAACGCCUUUUAAAUCUCAAAACUUGUACCUGGCUCAGAUACUUAAAAUAGAUCCAUCCAAACAUCAAUCAUUUGUGUUUGUAUUUGCAAUAAUGCGACAUAAUGCGUUGAUAGAUGAAUAUCUAUGGAUGGAACAGAGCGAUAAAUAUGAAUAA
Molecule: messenger RNA, 198 nt
Organism: Clunio marinus
Lineage: Eukaryota; Metazoa; Arthropoda; Insecta; Diptera; Chironomidae
Source: the annotation of a GenBank genome assembly